This is a messenger RNA of Megalobrama amblycephala (Wuchang bream), 7162 nucleotides long. Its product is annotated as mucin-3A-like. The record is from RefSeq and is a predicted model, not a curated record. Lineage: Eukaryota; Metazoa; Chordata; Actinopteri; Cypriniformes; Xenocyprididae.
CCCCAAUCUUUUGAAAGUUAGUGUAAAAUUUCUAAAUGAACUUCAUCUUUUCCUUCAUGACAGUUGCUUUCAGCAUCAGUGUUGAUCCUUGUUCCAACUAUGAAUCCCUGGAUCGUCCCUGGAGAGCCACAAAUGAAAGUGGAUUGUGGAUUUGUGAUGACUCUUUCUCCUGGAACAGCUGGUACCGAUUUUUCUACAAUGGAAUGGACAUCCGAAUGCCAGAGAGCUGUGUUAGUGGAGGCAGCUGUAACACGGACAUCAGUCUGUCGCUCAACGGUUCCCAUCCUCGGAUAGAGGAUGGAGUGGUGACCAGGGAGAUCUGUGGGGCGAGUUUUUGGAACGGUUGCUGUGAUGAUCGAUUCUCACCCAUCAGAGUCAAAGCUUGUCCAGGAGAUUACUAUGUCUAUGAACUUGUGAAGCCGCAAUAUGGGUGUUCAGCAUACUGCACUGAUAUCAGCACAGUAUCCCAGACCGCUUCCACUGCAAGUCCAGCUAUGAUUACUGAAUCCAGCCUUACCAUGUCUGCCAUCAACUCAGAUUAUGACCAAUGCUACAGCUACAACAUUCUCGACAACUACUGGAGAAACACACUCAAUUACUGGUAUAUGUAUGGAUAUAUAUCUGGACAUGAUGACACUCUAGUUGAAUGGAAUGGCUGGUAUCGGUUCUACAUUAAUGGAUCGAGUGCUCAGAUGCCUGAGUGGUGUUUCAGUUCAAUGUCAUGUGGAGGUUAUAGUUCUCUGUGGCUCGAUGGCUCUCAUCCUCGGCUAGAAGAUGGAGUUGUUUCUCGUGACGUCUACGGCUCUGUUAAUGGACAGUGCAGUUCCUACAGAUCUGACCCAAUCCAAGUCAAAGCUUGUCCUGGAAAUUACUAUGUCUACAAACUAAUAAAGCCAAAGCCAUCAAUCCCAGUGCCUGUAUAUUGUGCAGUUACAUUCAACACUCCGAAUACUGAUCCCUGCUACAACUACACCAGUCUGGAUGAGCCUUGGAGAGCCACGGACAAUUCUUACAUCAGUAAUAUGUGCGAUUAUAAUGUCAACUGGAAUGGCUGGUACAGGCUGUUCUACAACGGUCAGAGCGUCCAGAUGCCACAGUCAUGUGUUAGUUAUGGCAUGUGUGGCACUUCUAACCCACUGUGGCUCAACGGCCCUCACCCACAGCCAGAAGAUGGAGUGGUCACCCGGCAAGUGUGCAGUUCCACAAGGAGUGACUGCUGUGGUUACAGAUCUCAUCCCAUACAAGUCAAAGCGUGUCCAGGAAACUAUUAUGUGUAUGAGUUUGUCAGGCCACUAUUGUGUGCAUCUUACUGUGCAGAUGUCACAAGUCUUAACAUCCCUUCUGCGUCUACGGCAUCAUCUACAACAACAGUGCCAAUCCUACCCCUAAAAUCCAUUACUGAGUCUGUCAGUGUCCCAGCCCUCCCCUUUGACCCCUGCAAUAACUACACUGUACUGGACGAUCCUUGGAGAGCAACAGACAAUCGAUAUACCUUCAAUUUGAUGUGUGACACUUCUGUCAACUGGGUUGGCUGGUAUCGUCUCUUCAUUCACGGCCAGAGUGUUCAGAUGCCAGACACAUGUGUUGAUCAGCUAAGCUGUGGCACUCAUGCCCCACUGUGGCUAAAUGGUUCACAUCCACGAGUCGAGGAUGGAGUGGUCACCCGAGGAGUCUGCGGUCACUGGAUGAAUGACUGCUGCUAUUUCAAAUCCAAUCCUAUUAAAGUUAAAGCCUGUCCAGACAAUUACUAUGUCUAUGAGUUUGUAAGCCCAAAUUUCUGCUUUGAGGCCUACUGUGCAGAUGUUAGGAACAUUAGCAUCAACAAUCCUACUGUCACUCCAGAGACAACCAUGGCUGAGGCUGUCCGCAUUGACCCCUGCUACAACUACACAGCCCUGGAUGAACCUUGGAGAGCAACCAACAAUAGCUAUUCAUACAAUUGUGAUGCUAAUGUCAAUUGGGUCGGCUGGUAUCGUCUCUUCAUUCAGGGUCAAAAUGCUCAGAUGCCAGAAACAUGUGUUAAAGAGUUGAGCUGUGGCACUGUUGCUCCCAAUGUGGCUAAAUGGUCAACACCCAAGAGUCGAGGACGGGGUGGUCACCCGACAUGUCUGCGGCCACUGGAACAAUCACUGUUGCAAUUAGGAGAGCAACACACGCAUGACCACCACCAGAUCAACCCUUCCCUCAGAAGAGAGCACCACACACAUGACCACCACCAUUGCAUCAAGCCUUCCCUCAGAAGAGAGCACCACACACAUGACCACCAUUGCAUCAAGCCUUCCCUCAGGUAUUUUGAAACAAUUUUUGAGGAAAUGGCCACUGUAAAAGAAGAGAGCACCACACACAUGACCACCACCAUUGCAUCAAGCCUUCCCUCAGAAGAGAGCACCACACACAUGACCACCAUCGCAUCAAGCCUUCCCUCAGAAGAGAGCACCACACACAUGACCACCAUUGCAUCAAGCCUUCCCUCAGAAGAGAGCACCACACACAUGACCACCAUUGCAUCAAGCCUUCCCUCAGAAGAGAGCACCACACACAUGACCACCAUUGCAUCAAGCCUUCCCUCAGAAGAGAGCACCACACACAUGACCACCAUCGCAUCAAGCCUUCCCUCAGAAGAGAGCACCACACACAUGACCACCAUUGCAUCAAGCCUUCCCUCAGAAGAGAGCACCACACACAUGACCACCAUCGCAUCAAGCCUUCCCUCAGAAGAGAGCACCACACACAUGACCACCAUCGCAUCAAGCCUUCCCUCAGAAGAGAGCACCACACACAUGACCACCACCAUUGCAUCAAGCCUUCCCUCAGAAGAGAGCACCACACACAUGACCACCAUUGCAUCAAGCCUUCCCUCAGAAGAGAGCACCACACACAUGACCACCAUCGCAUCAAGCCUUCCCUCAGAAGAGAGCACCACACACAUGACCACCAUCGCAUCAAGCCUUCCCUCAGAAGAGAGCACCACACACAUGACCACCACCAUUGCAUCAAGCCUUCCCUCAGAAGAGAGCACCACACACAUGACCACCACCAUUGCAUCAAGCCUUCCCUCAGAAGAGAGCACCACACACAUGACCACCACCAUUGCAUCAAGCCUUCCCUCAGAAGAGAGCACCACACACAUGACCACCACCAUUGCAUCAAGCCUUCCCUCAGAAGAGAGCACCACACACAUGACCACCAUUGCAUCAAGCCUUCCCUCAGAAGAGAGCACCACACACAUGACCACCACCAUUGCAUCAAGCCUUCCCUCAGAAGAGAGCACCACACACAUGACCACCACCAUUGCAUCAAGCCUUCCCUCAGAAGAGAGCACCACACACAUGACCACCACCAUUGCAUCAAGCCUUCCCUCAGAAGAGAGCACCACACACAUGACCACCACCAUCGCAUCAAGCCUUCCCUCAGAAGAGAGCACCACACACAUGACCACCAUCGCAUCAAGCCUUCCCUCAGAAGAGAGCACCACACACAUGACCACCACCAUCGCAUCAAGCCUUCCCUCAGAAGAGAGCACCACACACAUGACCACCACCAUCGCAUCAAGCCUUCCCUCAGAAGAGAGCACCACACACAUGACCACCACCAUUGCAUCAAGCCUUCCCUCAGAAGAGAGCACCACACACAUGACCACCACCAUUGCAUCAAGCCUUCCCUCAGAAGAGAGCACCACACACAUGACCACCACCAUUGCAUCAAGCCUUCCCUCAGAAGAGAGCACCACACACAUGACCACCACCAUCGCAUCAAGCCUUCCCUCAGAAGAGAGCACCACACACAUGACCACCACCAUCGCAUCAAGCCUUCCCUCAGAAGAGAGCACCACACACAUGACCACCACCAUUGCAUCAAGCCUUCCCUCAGAAGAGAGCACUACACACAUGACCACCACCAUUGCAUCAAGCCUUCCCUCAGAAGAGAGCACCACACACAUGACCACCACCAUCGCAUCAAGCCUUCCCUCAGAAGAGAGCACUACACACAUGACCACCACCAUUGCAUCAAGCCUUCCCUCAGAAGAGAGCACCACACACAUGACCACCACCAUCGCAUCAAGCCUUCCCUCAGAAGAGAGCACCACACACAUGACCACCACCAUUGCAUCAAGCCUUCCCUCAGAAGAGAGCACCACACACAUGACCACCACCAUCGCAUCAAGCCUUCCCUCAGAAGAGAGCACCACACACAUGACCACCACCAUUGCAUCAAGCCUUCCCUCAGAAGAGAGCACCACACACAUGACCACCACCAUUGCAUCAAGCCUUCCCUCAGAAGAGAGCACCACACACAUGACCACCACCAUCGCAUCAAGCCUUCCGUCAGAAGAGAGCACCACACACAUGACCACCAUCGCAUCAAGCCUUCCCUCAGAAGAGAGCACCACACACAUGACCACCAUCGCAUCAAGCCUUCCCUCAGAAGAGAGCACCACACACAUGACCACCACCAUUGCAUCAAGCCUUCCCUCAGAAGAGAGCACCACACACAUGACCACCAUUGCAUCAAGCCUUCCCUCAGAAGAGAGCACCACACACAUGACCACCAUCGCAUCAAGCCUUCCCUCAGAAGAGAGCACCACACACAUGACCACCACCAUCGCAUCAAGCCUUCCCUCAGAAGAGAGCACCACACACAUGACCACCACCAUUGCAUCAAGCCUUCCCUCAGAAGAGAGCACCACACACAUGACCACCACCAUUGCAUCAAGCCUUCCCUCAGAAGAGAGCACCACACACAUGACCACCACCAUUGCAUCAAGCCUUCCCUCAGAAGAGAGCACCACACACAUGACCACCAUCGCAUCAAGCCUUCCCUCAGAAGAGAGCACCACACACAUGACCACCAUUGCAUCAAGCCUUCCCUCAGAAGAGAGCACCACACACAUGACCACCACCAUUGCAUCAAGCCUUCCCUCAGAAGAGAGCACCACACACAUGACCACCAUUGCAUCAAGCCUUCCCUCAGAAGAGAGCACCACACACAUGACCACCAUCGCAUCAAGCCUUCCCUCAGAAGAGAGCACCACACACAUGACCACCACCAUCGCAUCAAGCCUUCCCUCAGAAGAGAGCACCACACACAUGACCACCACCAUCGCAUCAAGCCUUCCCUCAGAAGAGAGCACUACACACAUGACCACCACCAUCGCAUCAAGCCUUCCCUCAGAAGAGAGCACCACACACAUGACCACCAUCGCAUCAAGCCUUCCCUCAGAAGAGAGCACCACACACAUGACCACCACCAUUGCAUCAAGCCUUCCCUCAGAAGAGAGCACCACACACAUGACCACCAUUGCAUCAAGCCUUCCCUCAGAAGAGAGCACCACACACAUGACCACCAUCGCAUCAAGCCUUCCCUCAGAAGAGAGCACCACACACAUGACCACCAUCGCAUCAAGCCUUCCCUCAGAAGAGAGCACCACACACAUGACCACCACCAUCGCAUCAAGCCUUCCCUCAGAAGAGAGCACCACACACAUGACCACCAUUGCAUCAAGCCUUCCCUCAGAAAAGAGCACCACACACAUGACCGCAUCAAGCCUUCCCUCAGAAGAGAGCACCACACACAUGACCACCACCAGAUCAAACCGUCCCUCAGAAGAGAGCACCACACACAUGACCACCACCAGUUCAAGUCGUCCCUCAGAAGAGAGCACCACAAACAUGACCACCACCAGAUCAAGCCUUCCCUCAGGUGAAGGAGACCGCUGUUCUGAGCUCAACUGCACUGCGGAUGAACGCUGUGAAAAGAAACAUGGUGUUUACGGCUGUUUCUGCAAGGACAACCAUCACAGAUCUCAGCGUGACUCCUUUGAUUUCAUUGAAACCUGUGAAAGCAGCUCUGGCUCCAUGUCUCUGUCUCGCUGUCAGCUCUUUGAGGCUGGUUUUCCUUCUGACAUCUUACACCUCAAUGAUCCCAGCUGCAGAGGAACAGUCCGGAAUGGCAGAGUGGAGUUCUGUUUUGACAACAAUGACCACAUCUGUGGUACAAGUCUUGUGGCCAAUGGCACCCACUUCAUCUAUGAGAACGUUAUUGUGGGAGAGCCAAACACAGUUGGGCAUCUCAUCAGCAGGAAGAAAAUUCUGAAGCUUCCUUUCAGCUGUGUGUACUCACAAACCCAAACACUCUCCAUGGACAUCAACCCUCUGGAGAGCAUUGUGCACAGGAUCCUUCCUGCUGGUCAAGGGACCUAUCAGGUCAGGAUGAUUCCCUAUCUGGAUGCUGAAUUUUCACACCCCUUCACUGGUAGUGUGAACAUAGAGCUGAGCAAGCGUAUUUUUGUGGAAGUUCGUGUUGAUGGAGUCGACAGCCGUCAGUUUGCUUCAGUGAUUGACACAUGUUGGGCUACACCUGUGAAUGAUCCCCAUUACUCUCUCCGCUGGGACCUCAUCGUUGACAGGUGUCCCAAUCCAGAUGACAAUACAGUGGACUUGCUGCAGAAUGGUGUUUCCACAUCCAGCCGUUUCUCCUUUGAGAUGUUUAUCUUCACUGCAAACUCCACAAAGGUUUACCUGCACUGCGCUAUUCACCUUUGCCUUCAGACAGACAAUCGCUGCUCAGUGAAUUGUGACUCUGAACACCACCGGAGAGAGGGCAGAUCUGUGAAAUUCCAUGACAGUGCUUCCAUAUCCAUGGGUCCAUUGAUGUGGUCUGACAGUAACAAAGAUGCGCAGGUGCCACGCCAAGUGCAAGUAUCCAGGGCUCCAUGGCUGUGUGGUUCUCUAUCACUUAUAUCUCUGAUGAGUGUCCUGAUAUUCUUCUAGAAUAUUUCCACUAAGGAUCACCAUGAUUUUUUUUUACACAUCUAAUAUAGUCUUGUCUCUUUCUCAAUUAAUGUGGCACUGAUGCCAUACUGUUGCAAGCUUUCUAUAUGUGUGACCUUUGGCUGUUUAUGGAGAAAAUCACAACCUUUAAAUUAGUUUUAGCUAUAGUACACUGAUAGACUGGUAAUCUGACAGAAUGAUCAUUUUAUAAACCAAGUAAUUUUAUAAAUCAAGUCUAAUUACUAUUGUGAGAAUAAAGCAUAUAAUAAUGAGAUUGUGAUUGUGCAUGAAUUUUGGUUACAUAUGUAAUUUGUGUGUGUGUGUUUGGUCCUGGUAAAGCCAUACGUUAUGGGGAAAAAAAUGACAUUUGGUUCCUAUGAGGAAAACAGCUA